Mucor velutinosus is the source of this 1719-nucleotide messenger RNA. RefSeq lists its product as uncharacterized. Gene Ontology annotation, molecular function: signal recognition particle binding; 7S RNA binding; endoplasmic reticulum signal sequence receptor activity. Lineage: Eukaryota; Fungi; Mucoromycota; Mucoromycetes; Mucorales; Mucoraceae. The transcript is spliced from 5 exons. The record is from RefSeq and is a predicted model, not a curated record. Bases 1 to 1719 code for a protein of 572 amino acids. Gene Ontology annotation, biological process: SRP-dependent cotranslational protein targeting to membrane. Gene Ontology annotation, cellular component: signal recognition particle, endoplasmic reticulum targeting.
AUGGAUAUUACGCCUUCCUCAUCUUCAGCAGCCCUUAUGAGCGUUGACGUGCUGGGCCUCAUCAAUGAAUCUCGCAUGACCUACGGUCUUAGACACCAAGACUAUCAACGUUAUCGUGAAUAUUGUACCAACCGUAUUCGUCGCCUUCGUCAAAUCCUCAAGCUCACACAAUCCAACAACAAAACCACCAACGUUCGUAAGCCUCUUCCCCAAGAAUUCAACGAUGCUCGUUAUCUUCAUCUCGGUAUCUACGAAACUGAACGUGCUUGGGCUUUUGCUAUGGAAUUGAAGCAAGAAAGCGCCAACAGUAUGGAAACUCGUCAGCGCCACCAUUUAAUCAAGCGUCUGAAGAGGGCUUCUCAACAUGCUGAAGCUUUUUACAACUUGUGCCAGGAACAAACUGUAGAUAUCAGAACCGUAUUGGACGUCAGGGCAUAUGCCACGUUAAUGAAGGGCUAUCUUUAUUUCGAGCAGCAACAAUGGCAAGAAGCUAUGAACCAAUUUGUCGAGUCGAGGACUAUCUAUGAAAAGUUUGCAAAGACCAACAGCACUGCAGAGCAGGAAGCUUUGUGUUAUUCUGCCAUUGAUGAAAUUGAUCCCAACAUUCGUUUCUGCGCCUACAAGCUUCAAUUAAGCGGCGGACAAGAUGUGGAAGGUAUUGUUGGUCAGCACCAAGGAUCUGACAUGGAUCAAUUGAAGGAGCAACUUGCCAAGAUCAGCAAUAACAAUUCCAAAGAUCAAACACGCAAAACCCUCAUAUGGCGUGAUAAGGAAUUUACCAUCAAGAAUCAACAUUUGGCACAAUCUGUCAUCAAAGCACAAGAUAUUAGAAAAUCAAUUCAACCCAACGACGCAUCUGCUUUCGACGCUGUUGUGAGUGCUUGGGCCGAAGCUGACAAGCUUGCAAAAAAGGCACUCAGGGACGACAAGGAAGCUACUGCAAAGGUUACUUCAUCCAAAUCAGCCAAAGCAACCGAGGAUCUGAACAACUUGUUUACCUAUGUCGAAUACAACCUAUUCGGCUCCUCCAUCGAGCGCAAUGUGUGUUUGGUUGACCAAGCUGUCGAAAAGAAGCCUCAACAUGCUGUCAAGCUGUACGACGAUAUUUUGAAGCAUCUCGAAUACAUUUGGGAGCUGCCUCACGUCAAGGACGACAUGUCUCUUGACGGCGAAUUGAAUGUGUUGUCCUUGUAUUACAAGGGUUGUAGAUGUGUCCAAGUGGCUUCAGCAUAUAACGACAUGAAGAGGACAGCAGAAUCACUGGCCAUCUAUCAGCGAGGUCAAACUUAUGUUGUUCAAGCCAAGCAAGCACUCUCGCAAAUUCGCUCUUUUGCUCAAGAUGCACUGUUGAAGGUGACUGAUAGUAAUUUAGCAGACUUGGAACAAACCAUCCGCUCAGGCACAUGGAAAUCGCGUGCUGCUUGGUACCUUGAAAACGGAUCUGAUAACGGCGACGAUGAGCAAGUCUCUGAAAAGAUGCAGCAAUUGGACUUGAACUCGACUGAGACAUUAUUGGAGCAUCUGGACAGCUAUCCCUCUAGCAUCAACCCUCAACAUCUCGUCGAAUUCCCACCUAAAUUCCAACCUGUUGCCUGUAAACCAUUCUAUUUUGAUUUGGCUGCUAAUUUUGUUAAAUAUCCAGAGGAAUCAUUAGCUGCUCGUACCGAGAAAUCGUCUGGCAGUGGCAGUGGCUUCUGGGGCAUCUUUGGUAGAAAAUAA